AUGUCCAAAGCCAAAAUUGCACUCAUGAACAACUUGCGCAAGUUAGAAAUUAGCACAUCCCAGGUUUAUGCUUUGCUAGCAAGUCAAAGUGGCGGUUUUGACAAGUUGAACUAUGGUCCUAGAGACAUAUACAAUCAAAUUGAUAAAGUGAGGCGUGAGAUUCCAGAGGAUGUGGGUAGAGCAUUAAAUUUUUUGGAGGAAAUGGCUGCAAAAGAUAAAUCUUUAUACUAUCAAGAGCUUCAGGCGACAGAUGGAAGAUUACUAAAUCUCUUUUGGUGUGAUGGUUUAUGUAGAGAGGACUAUGAAUUGUUUGGAGAUGUUGUUGCAUUUGAUGCUACAUACAACAAGAAUAAAUAUAAGUGUCCUUUUGUUGUGUUCACAGGUGUCAACCAUCACAACCAAACUGUUGUCUUUGCUGCAUGCUUUGUAACAGAUGAGACUUAUGAGACUUACAUAUUGGUUACUCGCUGUGGUUACUCACUGUGGUUACUCGCCACCUACUUCUCCCAUGUGGUGUGA
This is a messenger RNA of Arachis stenosperma, 519 nucleotides long. RefSeq names its product protein FAR1-RELATED SEQUENCE 5-like. NCBI's taxonomy places the organism in Eukaryota, Viridiplantae, Streptophyta, Magnoliopsida, Fabales, Fabaceae. The record is from RefSeq and is a predicted model, not a curated record. Gene Ontology annotation, biological process: regulation of DNA-templated transcription. Bases 1 to 519 code for a protein of 172 amino acids. The transcript has a single exon.